This is a messenger RNA of Amoebophrya sp. A120, 623 nucleotides long. The record is from the annotation of a GenBank genome assembly. Lineage: Eukaryota; Dinophyceae; Syndiniales; Amoebophryaceae.
CGACCUAAGGAGCCGUGAUGCCACGGUAUUGUUUGUCGUCGUCUCGAAGUCGUCUCGCUUCGAAAUCGCUGCUACUUUUUCGAGCAACUACAAUCAAAGAUGUUAUCAAUCAUAACAAGGUCGCUGUUUUGUGUGCCCUCAACUGCUCUCUGACUCGACACGAAAUUUCUUGUUUGAUUAUGCUGAAAAUUGUAUCGAGUCAGGAGUCCCCCUUCGUUGGCGCCAGUGAAUCUCGUUAUGGUGGUUGUGCAAGAACUACAACUCGACGACUCUGCAAAUUUUGCGUCGCUCAGCACGACGUGAGUAAUUACGGUGUCAUGUUUCCACAAUUAGUUGUUUUUCUUCUGGAAAGCAGAAUUUUCUGGGUACCUAUUGGUAUUUUUCUAAAAUGAACUUCGAGAUGCAGGAUUACAUGUACUACACAUUGCUGGAGUUUUUCGUUUUUUUCGUGUACAUGGUUUUAAAGAUGAGUGCCUUAAAAGCGUUGGUCAGUGUGAGGCAAUGCCGCGUGAGCCGCCGACCUGUGCCUCCUCUUGGAGCUGGUCGGCGUAUGCCACUUGUGCACUUUCGUCUUAAACGAUGCUAACGUCCAAAAAAAUAGAAAAGCAACUGAAGUAGUGGAG